GCUGUUAGGGCUCAGGUGUCCGAGGUUUCAGUUCAGUAUCUGGAAGAGAAAAAAGCUCCCGGCAUGCGCUGCGAAACGUCGGGCAUCACGCGAAAGGGCACGCGGCAACAACCCGAAAAACUCACCAGAGAGCCGUACGGCACAGCCGUUAAGGCCUACUCGGUGGUACCUUUAAAAAUAAAACAAAUGCGUUUCUGUUUCUGUGCGGCAGAUAAUCAUCCGCAGGGCGUGUAAAGUCAAAUAUCCAACCCCUGCACACCUACUGGACCCUCUACCGAACCUUCAGACGAACCUUCCAUCAAACAUUACCCCUGAAGAAACCUUCCGCCGGGGUGUGGGGAGACAGCGCGGCGACAGAGUCCGGGCGAUCGUCGUGUACACACGGAACCAUGCCUCUGCAUAACGAGAGCUUCCCGUCCGUGCUGUGCGUCGUGACCUUCGCGACUUUCAACUGCACCCCUUCGCAAAUGACCAACGUGGAGCGCGCCUUGCUCAUGGGCGCCUUUACCAUAGCCGUGGCCACGACCAUCACUGGCAACAUGCUCACCAUCUCCUCCAUCCUCUACUUCAGGCAGCUGCAGACGCGCACCAACGUGCUCGCCCUCUCGCUGGCCCUGGCCGACCUCCUCGUGGGCCUGCUGGUGAUGCCCUUCGCGUCCACCCGCACCGCCUACGGCUGCUGGUUCUAUGGCAGGACGUUCUGCAAGGUGCACACGUGGUUCGACUACACGCUCUGCACCUCGUCGAUCCUCAACCUCAUGUGCAUAUCCCUCGAGCGUUACGUGGCCAUCUGCGACCCCCUGCGCUACGCGCGGCGGGUCACCGGCGCCACCCUCGUCGCGAUGCUCGUGCUGUGCUGGAGCGGGGUCGUGGCGUACGGCCUCGCCUACCUCCUCGAGUGGAACAUCGCGGGCAUCGAGGACUCUGUGCAACAGACCACGUGCCCCGACAACUGCCCCGUCUUCAUGAACGUGCAGUUCGCGCUGACCAACACGCUGUGCGCCUACGUCACCCCGAUGCUGCUUAUGCUAGCUGCGUACGCCAAUGUGUACGCGAUGGCUCGGGCCCAGGCGAGAAAGAUCAGCAUCGCGAUGCUCCAGGCGCGAUCGGCCGACGCGGCGGUGCGCAGCCGGUGGAGCGCCAUGAAGCGAGAGCACAGCGCCACCAAGACGCUGGGAAUCAUCAUGGGGGCGUUCGUCGUUUUCUGGGUCCCCUUCUUCGUCGUCGCCGCCUCCGAGCCACUGCUCGGCUACGCGUCCGACCCAGUGGUGUGGGAAGUGGCCAACUGGUUCACCUACAUCAACUCCACAAUGAACCCCAUCCUCUUCGCGGCGUUCAAUCGCUCGUUCCGCAACGCGUUCUAUCUGAUCGUGAGCGGCAAGAUCAUGCGUGGCAGCUACAGAGGGACGGAUCUGUUCGGCUUCAAUGGCUCUGGUAAAUGAGUCAAGUAGGGUCGGUCGGGUGGUGCAGAAGGUGGGCCGUGCAGGAUUUUAUGAAAUGGUGCUUGAAGAGGCGUUGUCGCGGCCAGAAGUGGUGGUGGUGGUGGUGAUGCCGAAGGCCGGUGGGUCGACACUAACCGCAGAGCGGCAGCUAAAGGUGGGGACGUCCAGCGCAGCAAGAGAUGGAGCGAAAAGAUCUGCUCGCGUGUACCAGGCACGUGAUUAGUUAUUAGAUUAUUUCGAGCAUUUUUCUGUUAGAAAUUCACACUUGAAAAGCCACUUCGUUGAGCUGUUA
Messenger RNA from Petromyzon marinus (sea lamprey), 1734 nucleotides. RefSeq names its product trace amine-associated receptor 365-like. NCBI's taxonomy places the organism in Eukaryota, Metazoa, Chordata, Hyperoartia, Petromyzontiformes, Petromyzontidae. Gene Ontology annotation, cellular component: plasma membrane. The record is from RefSeq and is a predicted model, not a curated record. Gene Ontology annotation, biological process: adenylate cyclase-activating adrenergic receptor signaling pathway; positive regulation of MAPK cascade. Gene Ontology annotation, molecular function: G protein-coupled receptor activity.